Molecule: messenger RNA, 372 nt
Organism: Symbiodinium necroappetens
Lineage: Eukaryota; Dinophyceae; Suessiales; Symbiodiniaceae
Source: the annotation of a GenBank genome assembly
GGCCUGGUGCAGGAGCUCGUCAAGUCAGAGGCUGCGGAGGCUGAAGAGAUCGCUCGCUUGGAGCGGCUGGCCGCCUUUGAGGCAGACCUGGGCCUACCAAGGAUUCAGUUCUUCGAGCGUGACGGACUGAUCCUCCUGAGCAGGGCCGGCGCGUUGCCGUCGGAAGGCUCGUCCUCGCACAUCAGUGCGAAGGCGCAGUGGGAUGCCACCGGGCGGCUGCUGUGCAUCGAGCCACCGCCGUCGCUUUGUCUGCAGUUUGAAGCCGCGUCUGCAGUGGCUUCAGGGGACCUCGGGCGCCUGCUGGCCUUGAUGUGGGAUCGAGCAUCCCAGUGCCGGCAAGGUCAGCUCGAAGAUGUGGCUCCGUCGUGCUGA